AUGUUUAUUAACUUGCUCACAAUCUUCAUACUUAUAAACGGCAGCAUACAAUUGAUCGACAGCAUAGCCAUCGACACCGUACAUAAAGUUGUAGAUGUACCGUGUCGAGAUACUAUCGCUCUAGAUUGCAUUGCGAUGAAAUCAGCAGGAUUUUGCUCUUCACCUUAUGUUGCUAUACAUGAUUGCCCUGUUACUUGCGGCCAUUGCUGA
Messenger RNA from Cylicocyclus nassatus, 210 nucleotides. The record is from the annotation of a GenBank genome assembly. Lineage: Eukaryota; Metazoa; Nematoda; Chromadorea; Rhabditida; Strongylidae.